Messenger RNA from Phyllostomus hastatus (greater spear-nosed bat), 1951 nucleotides. It is a transcript of the gene ERF, whose product is annotated as ETS2 repressor factor. NCBI's taxonomy places the organism in Eukaryota, Metazoa, Chordata, Mammalia, Chiroptera, Phyllostomidae. Gene Ontology annotation, biological process: cell differentiation; regulation of transcription by RNA polymerase II. The coding region runs from base 151 to 1806 and encodes 551 amino acids. Gene Ontology annotation, molecular function: DNA-binding transcription factor activity, RNA polymerase II-specific; sequence-specific DNA binding. The transcript is spliced from 4 exons. The record is from RefSeq and is a predicted model, not a curated record. Gene Ontology annotation, cellular component: nucleus.
GCGGCGGCGGGGAGGGGAGAGGCUCUGAGAGGCGAGGCCGGGUGAAACGGCGAGGGCGGCCCGACCGACGUGGGACAGGACGGGACGGGGCAGCGCGGGCGCCGGGAGCUGCGGCCCGGAGUCGGGGCGCCUCGCCCCGGGUCCCCCAGCAUGAAGACCCCGGCGGACACAGGGUUUGCCUUCCCGGAUUGGGCCUACAAGCCCGAGUCGUCCCCUGGCUCGAGGCAGAUCCAGCUGUGGCACUUCAUCCUGGAGCUGCUGCGGAAGGAGGAGUACCAGGGUGUCAUCGCCUGGCAGGGGGACUACGGGGAAUUUGUCAUCAAGGAUCCCGACGAGGUGGCCCGGCUCUGGGGUGUCCGCAAGUGCAAGCCCCAGAUGAAUUAUGACAAGCUAAGCCGGGCCCUGCGCUAUUACUACAACAAACGCAUUCUGCACAAGACCAAGGGGAAGCGGUUCACCUACAAGUUCAACUUCAACAAACUGGUGCUGGUUAAUUACCCCUUCAUUGAUGUGGGGCUGGCUGGGGGUACAGUGCCCCAGAGUGCCCCUCCAGUGCCAUCGGGUGGCAGCCACUUCCGCUUCCCUCCCUCAACACCCUCUGAGGUGCUGUCCCCCACUGAGGACCCCCGCUCACCGUCGGCCUGCCCUUCGUCCUCAUCCUCCCUCUUCUCGGCUGUGGUGGCCCGACGCCUGGGCCGUGGCUCAGUCAGUGACUGUAGCGAUGGCACUUCAGAAUUGGAGGAGCCACUGGGAGAGGACCCCCGCACCCGACCUCCAGGCCCUCCGGAGCUGGGUGCCUUCCGUGGGCCCCCACUGGCCCGCCUGCCCCAUGACCCAGGUGUCUUCCGUGUCUACCCCCGGCCCCGGGGUGGCCCUGAGCCCCUAAGCCCCUUUCCUGUCUCGCCUUUGGCCGGGCCUGGUUCUCUGCUACCGCCUCAGCUCUCACCGGCCCUGCCCAUGACGCCCACCCACCUGGCCUACACGCCCUCACCUACGCUGAGCCCUAUGUAUCCCAGUGGUGGCGGGGGCCCCAGUGGCUCAGGGGGAGGCUCCCACUUCUCCUUCAGCCCUGAGGACAUGAAACGGUACCUACAGGCCCACACCCAAAGCGUCUACAACUACCACCUCAGUCCCCGCGCCUUCCUGCACUACCCUGGGCUGGUGGUGCCCCAGCCCCAGCGCCCUGACAAGUGCCCGCUGCCGCCCAUGGCACCUGAGACCCCACCGGUCCCCUCCUCGGCCUCGUCCUCCUCUUCUUCCCCAUUCAAGUUUAAGCUCCAGCCACCCCCUCUGGGACGUCGGCAGCGGGCAGCUGGGGAAAAGGCUCCAGCAGGCGCUGACACGAGCAGCAGCAUUGGCAGUGCUGGCAGCACAGGUGGGCUGGCUGAGGGGGCAGGGGCACUGGCCCCACCACCUCCACCACCACAGAUCAAGGUGGAGCCAAUCUCAGAAGGCGAGUCAGAGGAGGUGGAGGUGACUGACAUCAGCGAUGAGGAUGAGGAAGACGGGGAGGUGUUCAAGACACCUCGUGCUCCUCCUGCACCUCCCAAGCCUGAGCCCGGCGAGACACCUGGGCCUGCGCAAUGCAUGCCUCUCAAGCUGCGCUUUAAACGGCGCUGGAGUGAAGACUGUCGCCUGGAGGGUGGUGGUGGGGCCCCCACUGGGGGCCUUGAGGAUGAGGGUGAGGACAAGAAGGUGCGUGGGGAGGGACCCGGGGAGGCUGGGGGUCCCCUCACCCCAAGGAGGGUGAGCUCUGACCUCCAGCAUGCCACAGCCCAGCUCUCUCUGGAGCAUCGAGAUUCCUGAGGGCUAUGGGCAGGGGACCCCGUUCCCCCACUCCCAGUGCUUCUUUUGCUGCCUUAACUCCCCAGUGUCCUGGAGGUGAGGGCAGCUCUAGUCCCUUCCUUGCCUCCUCCCUUUCCUUUCCUUGUAUUUUGUAUAAACUUAAUUU